Molecule: messenger RNA, 8000 nt
Organism: Astyanax mexicanus (Mexican tetra)
Lineage: Eukaryota; Metazoa; Chordata; Actinopteri; Characiformes; Acestrorhamphidae
Product: WD repeat-containing protein 7
Exons: 29
Coding region: 147-4583 (1478 amino acids)
Cellular component (GO): cytoplasm
Molecular function (GO): protein binding
Source: RefSeq, a predicted model, not a curated record
CGUGGCGGAUCAGCUGACUGCAGUCUGAGGGUGAAUUUGGAGAAGAUCAACAUUAAAACCGGAGGCCGAAUUUCAGCUUUAAAUCCGGUCAGAGCGCCGCGGGAGAGACAUGCUGCUGUAGAGACCCUCACCGACUGCAAGAAAACAUGUCUGGAAACAGUCUAGUAUUACCCAUAGUGCUGUGGGGCCGCAAUGCUCCCACUCACUGCAUCUCCAGCCUUUUGGUGAUGGACGACUUGGCCACCAUCAUCAGCGGCUGCCAUGACGGUCAAAUCUGCAUCUGGGACAUGACCCCUGACCUCAAGAUUAACCCACGGGCUCUGCUGUUUGGACACACCGCCUCCGUCACCUGUCUGUCCAAGGCCAGCGCCAGCAGUGAUAAACAGUACAUGGUCAGCGCUUCAGAGAGUGGGGAGAUGUGUCUGUGGGAUGUGAAUGAUGGCCGCUGUAUUGAGUUUACUAAGCUGGCCUGUGCCCACACAGGAAUACAGUUCUAUCAGUUCACUAUAGGCACACAGCGCGAGGGCCGCCUCCUUUGCAAUGGCCAUUACCCAGAAAUCCUGGUGGUCGACGCUACCAGUCUGGAAGUUCUUUACUCUCUAGUGUCCAAGAUCUCUCCUGAUUGGAUCAGCUCCAUGAGCAUCAUUCGCUCUCAUCGUACUCAAGAGGACACUGUGGUGGCGGUUUCUGUUACUGGAAUUCUGAAAGUGUGGAUCAUCACAGCAGAAGUGAGCAGAAUGCAGGAUAUGGAUCCUGUAUUUGAGGAGGAGUCUAAACCAAUCUACUGUCAGGGUUGCCAGAGCAUCUCAUUCUGCACCUUCACACAGCUCUCCCUGCUUGUGGUCUGCUCCAAAUACUGGAGGGUGUUUGAUGCAGGUGAUUUCUCGCUCCUGUGCUCUGUACCCAGUGAGAAUGAUCAGUCCUGGACGGGAGGAGAGUUUAUUGCUGCUGAUAAAGUCAUUAUCUGGACUGAAGACGGCUGCAGCUACAUUUAUAAACUACCUGCCAGCUGUCUCCCAGCCAGCGAGUCCUUCCGCAGUAAUGUAGGGAAAACCGCUGAAGGCUCCAUCCCUCCUCUGGUGUACAGCAUCGCAGACCGUGCAGACAAACAGUUGCUGAUCUGUCCUCCAGUGACGAGGUUCUUUUACGGACGCAGAGAGCCCUUCCAUAAGCUGCUUGUUCAGGGCGAUUCCGCCGGCAGGUUAUCUCUCUGGAGCAUCCCCGACACGUCGCCACUGCAGCCUCUCUCUUCUGCUGCAGAGCUGCAGGUCUCCUCCACCAUCAGUCUGCAGGAGGCGUUUGAUAAGCUGACUCCGCUCCCCGCCGGGAUUAUUGAUCAGCUGAGCGUGCUGCCGGGGUCCGAGGAUCCGGUUAAGGUGACGGCGAGCGUGUACAUCCCCUCUCAGGGCCGGCUGGUCUGCGGGAGGGAAGACGGCAGCAUCGUUCUGGUUCCCGCCACUCAGACCGCCAUCGUUCAGCUGCUGCAGGGAGAACACAUGCUGAGGAGAGGCUGGCCUCCUCACCGGACUCUGCGGGGUCACAGGAAUAAGGUGACGUGUCUGCUGUACCCUCACCAGAUCUCCCCGCGCUACGAUCAGCGCUCCCUGGUGUCCGGAGGCGUGGAUUUCUCCGUUAUCGUGUGGGACAUUUUCACCGGAGAGAUGAAGCACAUCUUCUGUGUACACGGAGGAGAAAUCACCCAGCUUCUGGUUCCUCCAGAGAACUGCAGCACGCGAGUGCAGCACUGCGUGUGCUCGGUGGCGAGUGAUCACUCCGUGGGUUUGCUGAGUCUGAGAGAGAGGAAGUGUAUAAUGCUGGCCUCCCGGCACCUCUUCCCAAUCCAGGUUAUUAAAUGGCGUCCGUGUGAUGAUUACCUGGUGGUGGGCUGCUCCGAUGGCUCCGUUUACGUCUGGCAGAUGGAUACAGGAGCGCUGGACCGCUGUGUGAUGGGUAUAACAGCAGUGGAGAUUCUGAACGCGUGUGACGAGGCGGUUCCUGCAGCCGUGGACGCUCUGAAUCACCCUGCUGUGAACCUGAAGCAGGCUAUGACCCGCCGCAGCCUGGCAGCGCUGAAGAACAUGGCCCAGCACAAACUCCAGACUCUCGCCACCAACCUGCUCGCCGCCGACAACGCAGACAAGGGAAACUUGCCCAAGUACUCCCACAAUGCACUGAUGGUCCAGGCCAUGAAAACCAACCUGACGGAUCCGGAUAUGCACGUGCUGUUCUUUGACGUGGAGGCUGUGAUCAUCCAGCUGCUGACUGAGGAGGCGCAGAGACCCAACCCCACCCUCGUCUCACCGGAAACACUGCAGAAAGCUCCCGGAGGAGUGGACAAAGGCGGCUCCUUCCUGGCCAAUAAGAUCUUUAAACAGGUGAAGGAAACUAUCAAAGAGAACAUUAAGGAGCACCUGCUGGAUGAAGAUGAGGAUGAGGAGGAGGAGAUGAGGCGUCGUGAGGAGAAGUCUAAAUCCCUCAGUCUGCUGGAGUAUAAUCUGACCAUGGACACGGCCAAGCUCUUCAUGUCCUGCCUGCACGCCUGGGGCCUGAACGGCACGCUGGACGAGGUGUGCAUGAGCCGGCUGGGCAUGCUCCGCCCACACACGCCCAUCUCCUUCGGCCUGAUCUCCCGCGGGGGACACAUGUCCCUCAUGCUGCCCACCUUUAAGGACUCUCUCCUGAGACAGCUGUACCGGGGCGCCGCCGAGGGCCGGAAGCUCUCCGUCUCUGAGAUCGUGGGUAAAGGAACGUACGGGGUCUCCCGCGCCGUCACCACCCAGCACCUGCUCUCCGUUAUCUCCCUCGCCAACACGCUGAUGGGCAUGACCAACGCCACCUUCGUAGGGGAGCACAUGAAGAAAGCGCCGGCGCGGCCUCCAAGACCUGGAACCCCAGAGACCCCCAGAAAGACGGCCCCCCAGGUCUCCAACCCGGCCCUGCAAGGACAGAUCAAACAAGCUGCUGCCGCUUCCACCACAGCUCUCAGCGCUGGCACUGCGGCGCCUCACGCCGGCUCCACCUUUCAUUCCUCUCCCUCCUCCGUAAACGAAGGUUGGAGUCAGCUGGCUGCGAUGCAUUGUGUGAUGCUGCCGGAUCUGCUGGGGCUGGAUAAGUUCAGACCCCCCCUGCUGGAGAUGCUCGCCCGCAGGUGGCAGGACCGCUGCCUGGAGGUGAGAGAAGCAGCUCAGGCUCUUCUGUUAGCAGAGCUGCGUAGGAUUGGUCAGUCGGGCAGGAAGGACACCAUCGACGCUUGGGCUCCUUACCUGCCUCAGUACGUGGACGUAGUCAGCUCACCUGGAACGGCACCAGAAACGGCCCAGCCGACCCCUCCACCUCCUGAAGCUCCACCUGCAGAACCCAAAGUUCCAGAAGAGGAGAUGGAUGUUACUGAUGAUGACAUCACCGCAGGUUGUCUCUCUAAUCUUCCUCCGAAUGCGAAGAAGAUCUCCAACUCGUACGAGGAGCGGCGUAAACAGGCCACCGCCAUCGUGCUGCUGGGUGUGAUUGGGGCGGAGUUUGGGGCCGAGAUCGAACCCCCUAAACUCCCGUCGCGCUCCAGGACCAGCGGACAGGCGCCUGACGGCUUCGGCCUGACCACCGGCGGCUCCAACUACUCCCUCGCCCGACACACCUGUAAAGCUCUGACGUUCCUCCUCCUGCAGCCGCCCAGCCCAAAGCUUCCCGCCCACAGCACCAUCAGGCGCACAGCCAUUGAUCUGAUUGGCCGGGGCUUCACCGUGUGGGAGCCGUAUAUGGACGUGUCGGCUGUGCUGAUGGGUCUUCUGGAACUGUGCGCUGACGCAGAGAAACAGCUAACCAACAUCACAAUGGGACUCCCCCUGAACCCCGCGGCCGACUCGGCCCGCUCCGCUCGCCACGCUCUCUCUCUGAUCGCCACAGCGAGACCGCCGGCCUUCAUCACCACCAUCGCCAAGGAGGUGCACAGGCACACAGCGAUGCAGUCUCAGGGGUCUCAGUCUCAGCAGAAUGUUCACACCACCACUCUCGCCCGCGCCAAAACCGAGAUCCUGCGGGUCAUCGAGAUCCUCAUCGAGAAAAUGCCCUCAGACGUAGUGGACCUGCUGGUGGAGGUGAUGGAUAUUAUUAUGUACUGUAUUGAGGGCUCUCUGGUCAAGAAGAAGGGUCUCUCUGAGUGCUUCCCUGCCAUCUGCAAGUUCUACAUGGUGGCGUAUUGUGAUCGGAGUUAUCGUGUAGCUGUUGGAGCUCGGCAGGGUUCGGUGGCUCUGUAUGAUGUUCGCACAGGAAAGUGUCAGCACAUCCAUGGACAUAAAGGCCCUAUUACUGCCGUGUCCUUCGCUCCAGACGGGCGCUACCUGGCCACCUACUCCAACGCGGACAGCCACAUCUGCUUCUGGCAGAUGAACACGUCUCUGCUGGGCAGUAUAGGCAUGCUGAACUCGGCUCCACAGCUGCGCUGCAUUAAGACGUAUCAGGUUCCUCCGGUCCAGCCGGCGUCUCCAGGCUCGCAGAACGCCCUCAAACUUGCCCGCCUCAUCUGGACCUCCAACCGCAACGUCAUCCUGAUGGCGCACGACGGCAAGGAGCAUCGCUUCAUGGUCUGAGAAGAGAGUCUAACGUCAACCUUCAAGCUUGAGAUGAGUCGAGAGGAAUUCUGACCAAGUUUAGGAAGCGUUGUUCCUAUACUCAUCACUUCUCUUCUUCUUCUUUUUUUUUUUUUUUUUUAGGUUGUUUACAUUGUUGUUUAUGAUUUUCAUUCCACAUUAUUUUAUUUAAUUACUCUUAAACUUGUGUGUUUUUCCUUGAUAAUUUAUUAAAGAAAGUGAUGAGAACUUUUAGGAGAGCUUUUAGGCUUGAAUGAGACGUUUGUUAUCGUAGGUCUUUCAGUUUCUCAGAGUUUGUGCAGGUUUGCAGUUUUAAUUCUCAUGCACAUAAAGGAUAAGAAAAACAAAUGUAUUGUAAAGUGUAUUUUGGCACCUAACCUGUUAACAGUGGAGCCCCUGUGCUUCUAUUACUGCACCUAGUAACCAUGUGUGAUGUCCAAAUCCAUUCCUGCAUGAGGUACUGCCUCUCCUGCAUUUGUUUUCAUUGUUCUUUUACACAAACAGAGAACACUUUGAGUCCUAGUAGGCUGAUUAAACCUGCUCUAAUCGAUUAAUAUUUAGAGUCUAUAUCUUUAUUUACAUCCUCCUGCUAUGUGGAGCUAUAAGGAAUAAUGAUGUUCCCAGGGUCAUGCUGACCUGACUUUAAAAUAAAAAAAUUCGACUUUAGUUUAAAGUUCAACAUGUACCAGGCCAGUUUGACCCAGGAUCAUCUUUGCUCAUCUUUAGCUAAACGUAACAGGCUUAGAGCUGUACUUACCAGAAGCAUUCCCGAGUCCUAGUGCUGUUUUCUUCUUCAUCUUCAUCAUCAUCCUGUUUCUAAACAUAAUCACAGCAGAUUAAAUGUGAAAUAUCACCAGGAGAAGUCUGGAUUUAGCUUGUUGUGUUAUUAAAGUCAAGUGUUUUACUUUCUGUCUCGUCUGCCGGUCGCGAGUCGUUUUUAUUUUAUUGUGGAAUAUUUUGCUUCUGUGUCGUCAUUGGCGUUCAGGUGCUGCAUCUGUAUUUAUCAGACUAGCUUUUCUCACCUGGGCUUUGUAUAGCAAGGAUAGCAAGGCCCAGUUCAACCACCACACCCACACUAACACAUUAACACUGUUAAAAAUAAAGAGGUUAUGAGGGGGUACUCUUUGAGCAAUAGAGUCUGAGAUGUUAAGUUUUUUUUUUUUAGUUUAUUUCGGCCUGUGACAAUAAACUUACAUUUGUCUGUGUUUUCAUUGCCUGAAUUACUAGUAAAGUUCAUUUUUAUGUUAACAAAAAUUGACAAUAUAAAAAGGUCCACAUAUUGUACGGUAAAUCAAUAACAUAAUUGUUGUGAUAGACCUAAAUUGUGAAACUGUCAACACCCUUUUAAAGGACAGUGAACUUUGAAUAUUCGAAACAAUUAAAAAUGUAGACACAUUGAUAUAGUAAUGUUCAAAAUAAUUCAAAAUAACAAUAAAUUGAAAUUGGGAAUCCAUGUCAUUUCAAUGUACAAACAUGUUUAAAAAUGUUUUUAUCUUUAAAGUCCUAACAAGUGAUGCCAUUAAGAAACAUUUUUGCAAAGAGACGAGUAAAAGAAGUGUGAAAAACCUUCUUUUCACAAAGGUUUUAAGAAGUUUUACAUUCUUUUACAAAAAAAAUAAAUAAAAAUAGUGCUGCUAUAGCUUUAUGCUCAUAGAACCCUCUUUAGCACCUUUAUUUUUAAGAGUAUAAUUGCUGUAGAUACACAAUCAGAGUGAGGUAAAGUACAAAGUCUAUAUCAGAGAGAUGUUUAAUAUAUCUGCAUGCGUAUGUGUGUUUAUAUAUCGCUGAAGUCCAGUGAUAUCUGUUAGUGGAAAAUGGACUGACUGUGUAAGUGAAUGAGUGUGAAUGUGUGUAUGAGCGCAAAAUGUGGAUGUAGUCCAGUGUAGUUUCUUAUCACACUUUUACCAAUAAAAUCUCGCUUAUUUACUCCACAUGACAUGUUGUUGUCAGUAUAAAUGACUGAGAUGGGAGUGGCUACUUGAUUUGUGCAUUGACGCCCUCACAUCAAACCAAUGUGAUGAUAACGAAUAUUAUAACCCACUUAAAAGUAAUAAUGAACCUUUAGUUUGAAAAUUAGUUAUGGAGCUAUGUGUUUGUAACAUGUAUCUUACCUUAUUCUUUCCUCUCGGACUCUUCUCUUUUCUUCCUCCCCGUCCAUCAUCACUGGUCUCAAUCACACCUGGCAUUAAAUAAAAUAUUGUGAGUGAUCUGAUCAUAAAUGAGUACAAAAAAAAAAAAACAGAUGUUUACACCUGGCAUUUUAAAUGUGUUUUCUGUGCUUGUGCUAAGAUGCUUGUGUACGGAUUUCUGAUCAUAAAAUGUACACUGGAGGCGGGACCAGUUUUAGUGAUAGUCUUCCAGUUUUUGCUUAGAUAACCCCUGCGGAUGGUGGAUGGUGUUUUGGUGGUGUUAUUACAUAUAUUAUUAUUUUUAUUUUUCUUAUGUGGACAGAGCUUCACUUUCUGGGAUGCAUAGAGAUGCUUUAAUAUUCACACUACUGUAAUAAUGUGAUCGGUUUAAGUGAUUAGGAUUAUGGUGCAUUAAUGAGACAGUUUGUGCUGAACACUUAUAUUAUCAGAUCACCCAGAAUGCACAUUAAUGCCAGGAGUGAACUGGGCAACUCUUACUGCUAAUCCCGUGUCUCUAUUUGUUCUCAUUCUGUAUCUAUUUCUUUCUGCCUCCUCUUUCUCUUUUUUUCGUUCUCUCUCUCCUUCUCUCUCUCUCCCCUACUGGCUAUUAGGUCAGUAAAAGCCUCCAACAUUUGUUCACACCUGUGAGCCCCAGAGAUGUCAACACAUCUCACACCACUGCAUUCUUGGAGAGGAGAAGGAGGAGAGAUGGACAGAUGAGGAAAAACUACUUUUCCCCUCCAUGCUCUCACCCCCUCUCCAGGCUGGUGGGCCUGACGGCUUAAGACUGUCCAGCCAUCAAACCGUCAAACCACUCAAAAUCUCUAUUUUGCAGUGAACACACACUGAUAAAAAAAAAUGUGUUUUUGGUAUUUUGUGUUUUGGGAGUAAACAGAGAGAGGGAGAGAGAAAGCUUUAAAUUAAAGUAUUCUCCAGCAUUCAUUUACAGUUUUUACUCUUCCUGACUGCACUUCUACAAACACUUUUUGUUUUUAAAUAAUGCAAAAUAUUGUAUAUUAUUGUUAUCAUCAAAAUGAUAGAAAGUACUGUGAUUUUUUUUUUUUCUCAAACAAUACCCAGGCAAAACAUAACUAUCAGUUUAUUUACGAGAGAUUCUGCUGUGCUUUACAUCUCACUCAGACUAGCGCUUCUGUGUGUGUGUGUGUUUGUGUGUGUGGUGGGACUCUGCUAACAUUUACUGAAUAUAUUGAACGUGUACUGUAAAGCUGUGUUUGGAGAUGAAUCUAUUGUGUACGACUGUGUGUUCAAUAAAAGGAAAUGUAUCAGA